Messenger RNA from Callorhinus ursinus (northern fur seal), 2272 nucleotides. It is a transcript of the gene GPATCH11, whose product is annotated as G-patch domain containing 11. Gene Ontology annotation, cellular component: kinetochore. Gene Ontology annotation, molecular function: nucleic acid binding. The record is from RefSeq and is a predicted model, not a curated record. Lineage: Eukaryota; Metazoa; Chordata; Mammalia; Carnivora; Otariidae.
CUCCAAAUCUCCCCUGCCACAGGUUUCCAAUUGACUGCUCGAUAGGAAACUCAGGUGGGACCUGAGGCUCACACGUCCCCUGCUGGUAGGUGGGCGCAUGCGCCGCGCGCGCUCUCGCAAGCUGGCCCGGGGCGAGUAGAGCUGCCAGAUACUUUUGCCAUAUGAAGUUGAACAUGGCAGAAGAAGAGGACUAUAUGUCAGAUUCCUUCAUUAAUGUCCAACAAGACAUCAGACCAGGAUUGCCAAUGCUGAGGCAGAUCCGAGAAGCCCGUCGAAAAGAAGAAAAGCAACAGGAAGCUAAUUUGAAAAAUAGGCAGAAGAGUUUAAAAGAAGAAGAACAAGAAAGACGUGACAUUGGGUUGAAGAAUGCACUAGGCUGUGAAAACAAAGGAUUUGCUCUGCUCCAAAAGAUGGGAUAUAAAAGUGGUCAGGCCCUUGGCAAGAGCGGAGAAGGUAUUGUUGAGCCAAUUCCUCUCAACGUCAAAACAGGAAAAAGCGGCCUUGGUCAUGAGGCAUUACUGAAACGGAAAGCAGAGGAAAAACUAGAAAGCUACAGGAGGAAGAUUCACAUGAAAAACCAAGCUGAAGAAACAGCUGCAGAGCAAUUUCGACUGCGAUUUAAACAUAAGCAUGAUGAAGUGAAGCUGGAAGGGGACCUGAGGAGAAGCCAGCGAGCAUGCCAGCAGUUGGAUACUCAGAAGAACAUUCCGUUUCCCAGGGAAGCAUGGUACUGGUUGGGGCUUGAAGAGGAGACUGAGGAAGAGGAAGAGGAAGAAAAAGAGCCAGAUGAAGAUGAAUAUAAGAGUGAAGACAUAAGUGUACUGGAAAAAUUACAAAUAUUGACUGGUUAUUUAAGAGAAGAGCAUCUGUAUUGUAUUUGGUGUGGAACAGCCUAUGAAGAUAAAGAAGACCUCUCUUCAAAUUGCCCAGGACCAACUUCGGCAGAUCACGACUAAGAUUAUUCUCAGUAAAGUAGAAACUUGGGAAAUGUUUCCUAAAAAUAGACAAUUGAACAGUUAGAAUUCCCAGAUUAUGCCUAAAGAAAGAGGGCCUUUUAUAUGUUGUGUUCUUUUUGUAAGAAAUACUUUGUACUUUAUAGUUGUUCAUAGACUUCAAAAAAAUAAUGGAAUGCUAUUUCAGAACACCAGUGUUACAGACACGGGCAAUUACAAUUCAAGACUCGAUUGUGAUGCUUCUGGGGCUUAAGGAUACCUCUCUUAUUCCCCUCUUCACUCUGGAUCAAAUUGAGAAGUAAGACAUAGGAGUCAGAGAGAGAUCAAAGUGUCGGCUUUAUUUAUUUAUCAGUGAAGCUGGAGUAGAGAGCAAGGUUGACUCAUUCUCCUGUGAGGCUGCCUAAAAUAUCUCCCUGCCUAGACACAACUACAGACCUCUGCCUUGCCAGGGAUAGAGCCCACCUUUGCAUUCUGAGACCAUUCAGCUUUCAAGGUGAGAGAACCCACCAGGGGCUGGGCCACACAUGCUGACUUCCUCAAUUGUAUAAUUGAGCUCUAUUAUACGAUUGAAUAAUACUAUUUAAUAUUUACCUUUUCACUUAAAAAACAAUAAAAUUGAAUUAAUAGCUAAAACAAAGACGUUCAUCUUUCCUUGGAAUUACAGUCAGAUACUUCCUGUCCUCUUAGCCAAUAGCCUGAUACUCAUGCAGUCAUUUCCCAAAGCCACAUGGAUUGAUUUAGAUGGAACAGAGUUAGGCACCAACUUCUUUUUCUCCUGUUAAUGACCAUGGAGACCACCUGCCUAGUGGCCAAGAAUAUUUUUAAUAUGUUCAUGCAUAAUUAGGCUGAGAACAUACAAAUAACUUUGAUGGAGUCUGUGACUCUACCAGAGUUGUGGUCUGCAUUUCCAGGUCAAGGGCUAGAACUAGGCCUCCCUUGGAGAGUGGGAAGCAUCCCUCUAUUCUUAUCCAUCGACAAUGAAAAAUACAGGCUUUCAGUGAGUAAAAAUUUAUUUUUAUUAAUGUAAGUCUUUGUUGACUUCACAAGGACAAUAAUGAAAACCAACAGAAGCAAAACAUUAAAAAGAAUUUUUAAAUUUGCCUUAGUGAAUUUGAAUUUGCUUCAGUGAAAUUUAUGUGAAAUUUGAAACUUAAAUUUUAACAUGUCGUGUUAUUUACUUUUGUUUAUACUGUGCUAAGUUUUCAAAGUCUUAUCUAUAAUUUCUAAAGUGUUUCAUUUUCUUAAUAUAAAUCCAAAAUACCAGAGCUGCUAUAAUUCAAAAUAAACAGACUUUAACAUAGAAAUUGGUUUGCCUUAAA